Styela clava is the source of this 1525-nucleotide messenger RNA. NCBI's taxonomy places the organism in Eukaryota, Metazoa, Chordata, Ascidiacea, Stolidobranchia, Styelidae. The record is from RefSeq and is a predicted model, not a curated record.
UCUCAGCGAUUGUCAAAACAAGUAAUUCGGACUGCGUCCAUGUUAGAGAAGAUUCUGCUAAAAUUAGAAAUGAAAGUGGUGGAGUAUUUGAUAUUCAUUCUGAAAGGUCUGGGAGAAAAAUGGAAGUUUAUUGUGAUCUCACUACUCAUGGUGGAGGAUGGACGGUUUUCCAAAGACGUGUUGACGGAAGUCUUAAUUUCAAUAGAAACUGGUUGGAUUAUGUUGCCGGGUUUGGAAAUCUUCAACACGAAUUUUGGUUAGGUCUAGAAAAGCUACAUCGUCUGACAUAUGAAGGGAACUUUGAAUUAAGAAUCGAUUUAGAAGACGGGGAAGGAAGGAAGGGAUAUGCUUCAUACACAAUUUUUUCCAUUGGCGACGCUUCAACAAAAUAUAGACUUAACGUUGGAGGAUAUUAUGGAACAGCAGGAGAUUCUCUUUCUUAUCAUAACGGACUCAAAUUUUCGACACCGGACCAAGAUAACGAUAUUCAUUCAUCUAACUGCGCUGCGGGUCAUAGAGGUGCGUGGUGGUAUCACAGUUGUCACAUAUCCAAUCUUAAUGGAGAAUACGCAGCACCUGUUGGAAAGUACAUUACCAAAGGUAACGCAUAUGGAAUCGAAUGGCAUCGCUGGAAUAAUGCUUACUACUAUUCAAUGAAAUCUGUAGAAAUGAAGUUUCGACCAGCUUAUUGAGAAUACAGUAUGCCUCAUUUAUCAUACUUUACUGAAAUAGAAAUAAAUUUACUGGCCAAUUUUCAAUUUCUACAAUGUGACUAUACGUAAUUUGUUUUUCAUCCUUUUUCACAUACUCCCAUGUAUAUCCUCGCUAUUCUGUUCAUAAUGAGUCAAAUUUCUUGUCCAAUGUUCCCUUACUUUGAUAUCUGAAACGUCAGUGACUACGAUAAGUCAAAAUUGUAUUUCACACUUGUGCUGUGAAUAAGAAGACAACGCAAAUUAAUACACGGCAGAACGCGCUGAAAUUGUAUCAUAAAAUUACCUGUAGAAAUAUCAUGCGUAACAAUACAGUGUAUAUACAACAAACCCAUGAUGACGGUCAAAUGAUAUAAUCGUAAAAUAAAACAUUAUACUUCUCAUUUUUGUGAUUCCGUAUGAGGUGGUGUCCGGUCGUAUUUAUCAUCAGGAAGGGUGCCGAUGCCUAGAGGCUUCAAUCUUCGGGGGCCUUGACAUUUUGUGAACUAUUUCAUUUUCUAGUGCUAGAACAGGAUCAUUUGGUACUUUAGCCACAUCUCUAUAAAUUAUUCAAAAAUGCAAUAUAAUGCAUGCACAAGAGAGCGAUGUACACAAAGGCAAAACAAAGUAGCACGGAAAAUACGGAAUAUGUCACAUAAGACUACCAGUACCGCAGCAUUCACGACUUCGUCUGACCACCAGAUGGCGAACGCGGAAUCGCCGCACCGUGCGAUAUUUUUAUUUUAUUUUCAAUGAUAGGAAUUCCUUAGACAACACAGAAAUUUUUGAAAAAAUUAUAUAAAAAUCAGGCUAAAAAUCUUCAACCACUGAAAAUU